This is a messenger RNA of Cylicocyclus nassatus, 659 nucleotides long. Lineage: Eukaryota; Metazoa; Nematoda; Chromadorea; Rhabditida; Strongylidae. The record is from the annotation of a GenBank genome assembly.
AGAGCAUGACUUCACCCGUCGUGCUAGUGACUGGUGUAACCACUACCCUAGGGAGAGCAAUUGUCCGUCGUCUAGCUUUUGCGGGUUAUAAUGUGGCAGCAGCUGGUCAGUGCGCCACAACAGUCAAUGAGAUUACUCUAGACAACAGAAAGGUUGGAGGAAAUGUUCUUGGUUUUGCUGUCAAUCUUGCGAAGGACAGCGAUAGAGCUGAGCUGCUUUCUCGGGUCGUCACUGAGUUGGGAUCGUUGGACUCUUUGAUUGUGGUUCCUCCAGAUAAUAAUGUUCACGGUGAUAUUAUAGAGACCACUUCCACACAGUUUGAUACGAUGUUCGAUGAUCGUCUUACUAUCCCGUUCAAAUUAACAAAAGCUGCUUUGCCGAUGUUGAUGAAGUCAAAGAUUGUUCUCUGUUGCAUCAACUUCCGUGCUCGGACUGACAAAAAAUGUGGCUGCAUGGUAUCCGGUGAUGGCUCUGGAGCUUUGUGGGAUUCGAAGAAAUCAGAUAAAGCAGUCAAUCAGUUGGAAUCAAUGAUACCUAUAGGUCGAUUGGGCAGACCAUCAGAUGCGGCUUCCCUCGUACAGUUUCUAAUCUCUCCCAAAGCAAGAUAUAUAACGGGUGAGAACUGUGUACUGAAUGGCGGUGUUUCAUUUAGAUUCUAG